UGUCAACAUGAACACAACUAGUGUGCUUGACUGCGCUGGUGAGUCACCUGUCGUCAACUUUACUUGGAAUGAUACAUCGGAGGCAGAUCGAUACAUUCUAACCAAUUCGUAUUCAAAAACUGACGCAUUCUUUAUCACUAAAGUGUUUCCGACUAUACUGUUUUUUGGAGUCUUAAAUAAUGGAGUAUUUAUAUUUGUACUUUUCCGUGUACAUAGAAUGCGAACCACAUUGAACUCCCUCCUGGCCAGUUUAGCCAUUUCUGAUACACUUUUUCUAGCUUUGGUUAUCGGUGAGAAAACUAUUCGUUUAAGAUCAUCAGUAUUUUCUAAUGAUUUGUAUCCUUUUAGUUCGGCAGCAUAUACAAUAUUACAGAGCUUUAUUGAAAUGACAUUUCAGGCGUCGUUGAUUGCAAUAACAACUGUAGCAUACGAGAGAUACAAUAGAGUAUGCAAUUCAACUGUCAAAACUUCAAGCCCUAUUCAAAAGACGCAUUGUGGUUUCCAAUGUGUUAUGCAGACGCAUCUUGUUCAACUUUUGGCCUUUAUUUGGGGUAUAGGUUUUUUAUUUUCGCUUUUAUUGUUACCUUCAAACGUGCGUUACAAACGGAUUUGCAUCAUAUGGCCUCCUACAGAAAAUUACACAGAAUACCCAUCAACAAUAUUAAAGCAAAACAUCGAAGGCGGGAUGCAAAUUUAUUAUAACAUUAGCCAAGGAAUACCAUUUGUUGUAGCCUUCCUCGUGAAUACAUAUUUAUACAUACAAUUAGUAAAAACUUUAAAGGUACAUACGAAAAGUGUCGCUAAGGAACAUGUGGACAUCUUCACAAAACGUCGAAAAAGGAAGCAGCGGAUAACUCACAUGUUACUGAUAAAUAGUGCCGUGUAUUUUGUAUGUUUAGCGCCUUACAUGUUAACACGUCUUCUUGGUGGACUGGUCGCUAUAUUCAACUAUGACAUUGCUUCUACCCUGUUGCUCGAUGAUAACGCAAUAUUUAUGAACUUAUGUCGAACAUUAAUGUAUUUGAAUUCCGCCAUCAAUUCCAUAUUGUAUACAGCUUUAAGUUCAAUUUACAGAAUUGCCUACAUGGAGGCAUUUUGUUUAAGCAAACCGGUGACACAAGAUAUUAGGAUUAGUGAGUUAAGAUGUACAUGAUUGAGUCCAUCCUCCUAAAUAGUAACGGUAAUGUUUAGAGAUUUAUAUCGGGCAUAAGACGUAGUCGUUAGCACUGUACAGAAAAAACAAAAAAGCAAAAUAUAUUCUAAAAGGUCAACUAAGCUCAGCGACCAAGCUUAGUUGAAAACAGAGACAAAUUAAAAAGGAAGAAAGGGUGAGAUUUAAGGCUUUGCUUGAAAACAGAGAGCGAGGAAGAGUCCCGAAUGUAGAUGGGAAGUUCAUUCCAGAACUUGGAAGCAGCAACCCGAGAAGACCCCUCUCUGUAAUUUCAAGUGGCACACAGGAGUAAAAAGUGUAUGCUGGCUUAUGAUAGGCCGAAGUCUUCUGGAAUGGAACAGCUUGCUAAGCGAAGGUGGAUGGUCACCCAGAUACAACGGGGGUGGAAUUAUGAAGGCACUUGUAUGUGUGAACAACAAAUUUGAAUGCAAUGCGCUGUUUAACUGGUCGACAAUGGAGAGUUUUAAGAGUAGGGGUGAUUGGCGCUUUAAAAAAUUGUAUAUUAUUAUUAUAAUUACAGUAUUAUUAUUAUUAUUAUUAUUAUUAUUAUUAUUAUUAUUAUUAUUAUUAUUAUUAUUAUUAUUAUUAUUGU
Anneissia japonica is the source of this 1763-nucleotide messenger RNA. Its product is annotated as histamine H2 receptor-like. The coding region runs from base 8 to 1153 and encodes 381 amino acids. Lineage: Eukaryota; Metazoa; Echinodermata; Crinoidea; Comatulida; Comatulidae. Gene Ontology annotation, biological process: G protein-coupled receptor signaling pathway. Gene Ontology annotation, cellular component: plasma membrane. The record is from RefSeq and is a predicted model, not a curated record. The transcript has a single exon. Gene Ontology annotation, molecular function: G protein-coupled receptor activity.